Myxocyprinus asiaticus (Chinese sucker) is the source of this 5587-nucleotide messenger RNA. Its product is annotated as neuronal tyrosine-phosphorylated phosphoinositide-3-kinase adapter 1-like. The record is from RefSeq and is a predicted model, not a curated record. Gene Ontology annotation, biological process: neuron projection morphogenesis; phosphatidylinositol 3-kinase/protein kinase B signal transduction. The transcript has 6 exons. NCBI's taxonomy places the organism in Eukaryota, Metazoa, Chordata, Actinopteri, Cypriniformes, Catostomidae. Bases 1 to 3030 code for a protein of 1009 amino acids.
AUGAGCUCUGGCUCCGCCCAGGAUGUGGCGGUGGAGAAUUUCCUGCGUGACAUAGAGAGGCGGGGCCAGUGGCUGCACUGUGCUGUUAUUGGCUGUGAGGAGGAAGAGGAGUAUCCCCGUGGCGACAUGAACCUGCUGUACCGCAAAAGUCGAGUGGACUGGAGACACAGAGACCAGGAGGGCAAGAAAAGCUCCAGUUAUAAAGAUGCCUCCUCUGCGACUGUUGGGAAGGUUCGUGAUCUGGCGUCAUUCCGCCGUCAUUUCCGAAUGGGAUUUAUGACGAUGCCGGCAUCUCAGGAUUUGUCGCCCCACUCUUGUGCGGCCGCCAUGGCCCCACGCUCCCAGUCCUGCCACGCUGUGGGCACCGGUGAGGGAGAGGAACUGGAAAAUGGUUAUUAUCCAAACUCGGACUCCCAAAACCAAUCAAAUCCAUCCCGCUGCCCCCCAGCCAAGCCUAAACGCCACCCCAAUACUCGUCUCAGCUCCACACCUCAGCUGGAGCAUCCUGCCCGUGGGGUCCAUGGACCACCUGACACUCCGCCACCUCCACCUCCUAAUCACCCACCCAAACACACAGAGAAGCGCAAUGCAAUGAAGAAGUCAGAUUCAGGUGAAAUGUCAGGACGGAAAGUUCCUCCAUUGAAACCAAAACGGAGUCCAAGUACACAGCUCUCCUUUGACCCCCCGCCUGCUCGAGUCCCACCCCCAACCACGCCUCUUAACUUCCAGAGCUCUGAACCCUCUCCACGGGGUGAGGGGGGAGACGAUGAACCUGUUUACAUUGAGAUGGUGGGCCAGGUGUUCACCCGAGAGACUCACUGUGCUCCCACUCCUCUCCCCCUCACACCAUCUGCCACCACGCCUGACUCAGACUCAGACCAGGGAGAGGCCAUCUAUGAAGAGAUGAAGUAUCCACUACCAGAUGAAGCAGCUCGAGAUGCCCACCGCCACUUGCCACUCAAACAAGAGCGUAUCAAGUCCUCUAAAUCUUACCACUCCUCUAUCAUUUCAUCUGCCUCUUCCUCCACCUCCUCCUCUCUCCCGCGCCCCUCAUCCUCUUCUCCGGCCUGCUCCUCCUCCAAGCCUAAAGUGACUGUCUCCACCUCUCAUUCCUCUCCUCUUCCAUCAUCCUGUUCUUCUGCAUCCUCCACUCCCAUACCUCAACCCCUCUCCUCCUCACCUCACCCUCCCCGUGCCCCCACACCCUUCCUGUUGCCAGGAGCAAAGCCUGAACAUGAGUCCAGCUCUAGUAAGAUUCCAGCACCCUUUCCUAACUUGCUUCAGCACAAGCCCCCUCUUCUGGCAUUUCCUCAGCCAGCUGCUGCCUCCAGUGGAGUGGGGGCUCAGCACAAGUCCAGCUCGGCCAAGAUCAGCGUGCAAUCAGCCUCCAGCCUGCCAGUGUCAACCAGCACCUCCUCCGGCACUAGCUCCACCAGUACUUCCAAAGAGUCCUCUGGAAUCGAGAAGGAAAAGGAGAAGGAGAGGAGGGAUGGACAGCUGGGACCGGCACCGGGACUCAGAGCCCGGAGUCAUUCCACUCCUCUUCCUCCAUCGUCGAAAUCCUCCUCUCCAUAUUCCCACCACCAUCAUCAUCAUCACUCACACCACCGGCCUUCCCACUAUCAUCAUUACCGCAAGCCUGAAAAAGAGGCCUCGUUGACAGGCAAAGGGUCAGGGCAAGCUCAGUCCUCCACCCAGAUUCAAACACAGUCUAAGGAGGGCAAGUCAGUCAGCUUCCUGCUCAAGUCCGAGAAACCUGAGCGAGACAGGGAGAGGGAAAGAGACAGAGAGCGGGACAGAGAGAGGGAUCGUGAUCGAGAGAGAGACCUGAGCACGCCAUUGUCCAACCACUCGGAUACCCCAUCCUCAAACACAUAUACACACACUUCUCAAACCGGUACUAGCACCACGCCGACCUCGAGUCUACCACAAUCAUCAACAGCAGCCACAGCACCUUCCUCCUCCUCUUCUUCCUCCACCCAACGUCCCCCGUCUCGUUCUCAUAUGCACCGUUCACACACACCCCACUUGUCUCAUGGCCUUCCUGCUUACAAACCUCCCUCCGCCGACAGUCCCCUGCUCUGGACCUACCCUUCUGUCGGUUUCCGCCGCCCACCUGCCUACGACAGCCUGCGUGGGGGCUCGCAAUUGCCAUCCUUGCACACAGAUCCAGCAAAAACUGGAUCUGCAACCCUGGCAUUGCAGGCCAAGGCCGGGUUCAUUCCUUGGGAGAGUGCAGCUGGAAUGGGGCUCACCGAUGAACAGGCUUACUGGCCCAUGCACAGAAAAUUAUCAUUCAGUCAUGGGAGCCGAGACACAGAGAAGGAAGAUGGAAGCGUGUGGAACGGCAGCUCAGAAGCUCCUAUAAGGAGAGAAAGGGAUGACAUAGGAGCAGCCAUGCGGGGUGGAGGACACUCCGGGAUCCCUGUGCGGGCAACAGGGAGACACAGUGAAAGUUUGGCAGGGGCGGACGGACCCCCAGGGCUGAGAGGACUGAUACGAGCAGGACUGCCCUCACCCUGCCAAACCUUCCCAGCAUGCCGCAACGGAGAGUUGGGUCGCCUUGGCAGGUCAUCCUCCACAUCAGGAGUGAGGCAAGUUGGGGGUGACGUUCAAAGGCAGAGCAGUCUGCCAGCCAGAGAGGCACUCAACCAGUUCCAUGCACUCUCCCAGGUUCAUUCUCAGGCUCCCUGCAGUCCGUCAAUGACCCGGCAGCAGUACCAGCACCAGCAGAAAGUUCAGCUCCAGUUCCAGCAGCUGGCUCAGCUCGCCGCACAGGCCCAGGCUCCCAUCAACGCAGGCUCAUCCUCCACAGCCCCGGCCCAGCGUGAUGGAAAGCUCCUGGAGGUGAUUGAGAGAAAGCGCUGCCUGUGUAAGGAGAUUAAGGCUCAUCGCAGGCCGGAUAAGAGCUUAUGUAAGCAGGACAGCAUGCCUAUUUUACCCAGCUGGAGGAGAACACCGGAGCCACGCAAGACUGGAACACCACCCUGCCAGAGACCACAGGCUGUGGUGUGGGACACGGCCAUCUGACCAAGAGGGAAGAGAGAUGAUGUAGGAGGUGGGGAGAAAGAAAGCCAUGCAAAUGACUGAGAGAGAUACAGUGAAUGAAAAGAUACAAUGGAAAUGAGAGAAGUGGCCUUUGAAUGAAGAGAUUAUAAAACGACUAGAAAGAUGGCGGGGAAGAUAAAGCGAGAGAGAGGGAAAAGAACGAGUUGUACUGAAAGAAUAGCAUGAUUUAGAUUCAGUCUCUCUGUAGAGGCUGGAGAGAAAUCGUUCACGCAGUGUUUAUGUGCCAUAUAGCUCCAGCAGCCUAAACAAACACUCAAAAAACACACACUGGAGAACUACUUCAGUUUGAACUCUCUCUGACCUGCUGCGAAUAUAACCUGUGCUGUUGAGUUUACAACCUUUUCAAAACACUGGAAAGCUUUGGAGCACCAUGAACAUGAGUGAGGGGGAGAGAUGUGUUCUUUUCUUUUAAGGAAUAAAGAAAUAAUAAAAACUUAAAGAAGUGUAAAAAACCAAGAGACGCUACAAGAUCAUAGUGUGUGUUUCUUCAUAUCAUAAACUGUCUGUGAUUUUGGGCUAGUCUGUUUUUACUGACCAGACUUACUCAAUUAUGCUGCUGUUUCUGGGCACCCACUAUACUAAUGUUUUUUACAUUCCAGAAGAGUGUCAGAAUGUGUGCGCACGUGUGUUUGUGUGUGUGUGUGUGUGUGUGUGUGUGUGUGUGUUUGGUGAACUUCAUAGAUGUGCAUUAGAGGUGUGUGAGGUUGGAUGCAGACCAGAGAGGAAUAGAAAUGCUAUAGAGAGCGCAAAAUGGCAAUCUUAAGAAAAAAGUAAAUAAAACACAAAACUUUUCUGACAUAUGUAUAUCAUAAAAAGUCAUAAACUCUUGCUAACACGCAUAUACACACAUUCAGACACAGUAAUGGAUGAUGAAGGGUGUUAUGGUGCUGUUGUAGUUUGUAGAAGAGUGAUUUUUCUAAUUACUGCCUAUUAAUUGAGUGCCAAUUUGCUGAGUGUGGUGGCAUGUGAGUCUGCAUAUCUGGGUGAUUGAAGAAAGCAGUUCAGCAGAAGUUCUGACUUUUGUAGCAAUAUUUGUUAAAGCAGAUAGUCUAACACCCUCAAGAUAACAAUGGAGAAAAAACAAUAACCAGUUACAUCUUGGACAGAUCUUAAUCAUAUUAUUUCACAAGGACACAAAAUCAGUCUUAACAAUAACUUGAAAACAUCUUGAAAAUAGCAACCAAUAAGAUCACAGGAAGAGCUUCAUUAAAGGAAUGACUAGUGUGAAAUCUUUUGUCAUAAUUUACUCACCCUCAUGUUUUUCCAAACAGGUGUGACUUUUUUCCCUUAUGUGGAACACAAAAGGAGAUGUUUUAAAUAAUACCUUAGUGCAUCUUUACAAUACAAUGGCAGCUGAUAAAGACUCCAUGCAACUCAUACGUCAUACACUAUUCCAUGUCUUCUGAAGGCAUAUUCUUUCACAGUGGCACACAUGUAAGUCAGUAACUGUAAUCUAAUUAAAAUAAUUUAAAAAGUAAUGUGUUGCACUACUUUUUGACUAAAAAGUAAAAAUAUACUUUGUAAUCUGAUUACACCCAACACUGCACAUAGCACUCAUGAACGUGUAAUGGAUGUCAAGAUUUUCACAAAAAAACGUACUUGUAUUUUAAAACAAAAUCUCACCACAACCAAUCAUAUGACCUUAGAAGACUUGGAUUAUAAUGCAGGAGUUGCAUGGACUACUUUCAUGGUAUUUUUUUAUCCUUUCUAAGUGAGGAACUAUACACUGCCAUUGCACUGAAAAGACAGACCUUGAUAUUCAUAAAAAAUGUUCCACAUAAGAAAGAAAGUCAAACAGGUUAGGAAGGACAUGAGGGUGAGUAAAUUAUGACAGAAAUUUGAUUUUCAGGUGAACAAUUCCUCAAAAAAAAAACAGCUAAAAAUGUAAAGACCAAUAUACAGGCUGCUUUAACACAAAGUGUCAUUGCAUCACUGUUCAGCUAAAAACAUUCGUACUACCACAAUUUUGUAUCUGUUUACAUUCAAUCCAUAUCAGAAUGAUCAUACCCUGACCCAUCUCCGUGAGCUAACGUCCAACUUUCAGUCUCAGUCCAUUUGACAGCAUAGCCUAAUGUGUCAAUCACACAGGGUUGCCAUGGGGUUAGGCUUGAGAAUGGGAAGGGUAUCCAUGACAAUAAGAUCACAUAUAUGUAAGGUCUUUGUCAAUCACAUUCUAUUACAAUCAGGGUGAGCUGUCUAGUAACCCCCCGUUUCUUUGAAAGAAAAAAAUUUUUUAGAGCAAACUUCACCUCACACAGUCCAACACUCACACACACAUGCAUCUACACAACAUACUGGAACUUUCCACACAAAAGAAUGCAAACCACACAACAAGCUCUCAAGAUAAAAAACAAAACAAAAAAAAACAAGUGUUAAAAUCUGUAAAAUAAACAUGUACAACUGUAUUGAUUAUGUAGCAAUUAUUUCCACUUUCAUACUUGUAACCAGUAAAUAUAUUGUAGCAUAUGAUGUAUAAAAGUACAAGGUGUGUGUUUUAUAAAGAAAUUUAGUAGUUUUA